Gymnodraco acuticeps is the source of this 9506-nucleotide messenger RNA. It is a transcript of the gene ptprdb, whose product is annotated as protein tyrosine phosphatase receptor type Db. Gene Ontology annotation, molecular function: protein binding; protein tyrosine phosphatase activity. Gene Ontology annotation, biological process: protein dephosphorylation. Lineage: Eukaryota; Metazoa; Chordata; Actinopteri; Perciformes; Bathydraconidae. The record is from RefSeq and is a predicted model, not a curated record.
UAUCUCGGUGCGCAUCGUCAGCAUCAGUUUGAAGUCAAAUCUGACAGCCGCUGCCUUGCCUGGUCCUUUUUCCGUCUCGUUCAAUGGUGGUCAUCCCGGCGCGUUUAAGAGUUCAGUCGGGACUGUGGGAGCGCGUCUGAUCGCUGCCUUCAACUUGGGGUGAAGAAAGACAGGGAAACUCCUCGGGAUUCUCCGUACACCGAGCUCUGAUCCGUACAUUCUGUUUGACGUGUUGAAGUGCUUCUUAAGGAGAAUUCUGGGGAGAUUUCUUACUCUUUCAAUCCCCAAGUAUGGAGCAGCACAGUGGACCUGUGCACUAAAACAGCUCCCACUUUCAAACUUCAUGUUCCAGGAUGAACCAUGAGCAAAGGUUGUGAGGGCCUGUUUCUAUCGUCUUGUUGUUCAGUGAGACAGUGAGCUCACGGUGGAAACAGCAUGCAUGUGACGACAUAUCCCAUGAUGCACUCGGCCAGUCCAGGCCUGCUCCUCCUCAGCUUCCUCUUCCUCGCUGAUGCCGACUCACCCCCCAAGUUUACACGAACCCCAGAAGAUCAAACAGGAGUCCAGGGGGGAGUGUCCUCCUUUGUGUGCCAGGCCGCAGGGGAUCCACAGCCCAAGAUUGUCUGGAACAAGAAAGGCAAAAAAGUCAGCAACCAGAGAUUUGAGGUGAUCAGUUUUGACGACGGGUCCGGCUCGGUCCUAAGGAUCCAGCCGCUAAGGACCCCGAGAGAUGAGGAUUACGAAUGUCACGCCUCUAACUCUGCAGGAGAAAUCACUGCUUCAACCCGACUGAGUGUACUAAGAGAGGACCAGCUGCCCUCAGGGUUCCCCACCAUUGACAUGGGUCCCCAGCUGAAAGUGGUUGAGCGUUCUCGAACCGCCACUAUGCUCUGUGCUGCUAGCGGUAACCCUGACCCAGAAAUUACCUGGUUCAAAGAUUUCCUGCCAGUCAACACGUCCAAUAACAACGGACGAAUCAAGCAGCUCCGCUCAGAGUCCUUUGGUGGCACGCCCAUACGAGGUGCCCUCCAGAUAGAGAUGAGUGAGGAGUCCGACCAGGGGAAGUACGAGUGUGUUGCCACCAACAGCGAUGGGACACGCUAUUCCACGCCAGCUAACCUCUAUGUCCGAGAGCUGCGAGAAGUGCGUCGUGUCCCCCCUCGCUUCUAUCCCCCAGCGGACAGCGAGAUCAUGCCAGGUGGGAACAUCAACAUCACCUGUGUGGCCGUGGGCUCCCCCAUGCCGUAUGUGAAGUGGAUGCUGGGGAGAAGAGAUCUGACGCCUGAGGAUGACACCAUCGGCCGCAACGUCCUGGAACUGACCGACGUGCGCCAGUCCAACAAUUACACAUGCGUCGCCAUGUCGACACUUGGCGUGAUUGAGGCGGUGGCACAGAUUAUUGUGAAAGCUCUGCCAAAGGCCCCUGGUAACCCUGUGGUGACGGAGAGAACUGCAACAAGCAUCACACUCACCUGGGAUUCUGGGAACCCUGAGCCUGUCUCCUACUACAUCAUACAGUACCGUGCCAAAGGCUCUGAGGACCCCUACAAAGAGAUUGAUGGCAUCGCCACAACGCGCUACAGCGUGGGCGGUCUCAGCCCCUACUCCCACUACGACUUUCGGGUGGCGGCUGUCAACACCAUCGGCCAGGGCCCCUCCAGCGAGGUGGUGGAGGCUCGCACAGCCGAGCAGGCCCCCUCCUCACCGCCCCGACAGGUCAGAGGUCGUAUGCUGAGCACCACAACAGCAAUCAUCCACUGGGAUGAACCAGAGGAGCCUAACGGACAGGUGGUGGGCUACAGAGUCUACUACACACUCGACAACACGCUGCUUGUCAACCAGUGGGAGAAGCAGAUGGUGCGCAGCGCCAACUUCAUCACCAUCCAGAGCUUAACUCCUAACAAGACUUAUUACAUCAGAGUGAUGGCCUUCACCUCUGUAGGAGACGGACCUCUGUCCCAGGACCUGCAGAUUAUAGCCAAGACUGGAGUUCCAUCCCAACCAUCAGAUUUUAAGGGUGAGGCCAAGUCUGAGACCAGUAUCCAGCUGUCGUGGGUGGCCCCACCCCAGGGUGGCCCCGACAACCAGAUCACAGGAUAUGAGCUGGUGUACCGACGAGCUGACGACACAGAGGAGAAGAAAGUAAGCUUUGAGCCUGUCACCUCCUACCUGUUGAAGAACCUGAAGCCUUUCUCCACCUACACCUUCCAGCUGGCUGCAAAGAGCAAGCAUGGAAUUGGGGCGUACACGAACGAAGUGUCCAUCGACACACCGCAGACGCUUCCUUCGGCACCUCCCCAGGACAUCACAUGCACCAGUCCCAGUUCUACCAGCAUCUUGGUAAGUUGGGCCCCGCCUCUCCUGGAGUUUCAGAACGGUGUCAUUACCGGAUACUCCAUCCAGUACUCCACUACCGAGGGCAACAAAAUGUCUAAAAGAGUUGAUGGAGUUCAUCCGGAAAGUUCUUCGUAUCUACUGGAAAACCUAGAGAAAUGGACUGAGUAUGGCAUUACUGUACGGGCUCAGACGGAAGCCGGGGAAGGACCAGAGAGUUUACAGCUGCUUAUCCGCACCGAGGAAGAUGUUCCAAGUGGUCCUCCGCGAGGGGUGGAGGCAGAGACUGUGAACGCCUCGGCCGUUAGGGUGAAAUGGCGAGCACCAGCGGCCGAACGGCAGCACGGUCAGGUCCGAGGAUACCAAGUCCACUAUGUGAGGAUGAACAACGGAGAACCUCAGGGUCAGCCGUUCAUCAAGGACAUCCUCAUAGAGGACUCUCAGUGGGAAUAUGAUGACUCAGCUGAAUAUGAGGUGAUUCUUGGAGACCUGAAGGCAGACACAGCCUACUCUGUAUCAGUGGGGGCUUACACUGCUAAGGGCGAUGGCGCUCGCAGCAAACCUGUUACUGUCUGUAGCGCCCUGCCAUUGCCUGAAAAACCCAAAUUGACGGUGAGUGCCACUGAUUCAGGUACUGCUUUGCUUCAGUGGUACCCGCCUCCCAACCAGCCCACCCCUCUCCUCGGGUACCGCCUCACCUUCGGCCGCAUCGAUGUCCUUCCCUUCACGGUGGUGGAGUUCCCGACCAAGGAGAACAGCUACACCGCCCAGGACAUCCACAAGGGAGCUAACUAUGUGUUCAGACUCUCCUCCCGUAACAAAAUGGGCUACGGAGAGGAGGCUCUAAAGGAGUUGACUACUCCGGAAGACGCCCCAAGUGGAUACCCAGAAAAUAUCAUCCUGGAGGAGGCUUUUGCCACCUCACUCCGACUGGCAUGGAAAUCAGUCCCACUCAUUGAGCAAAAUGGGAAAAUCAUGAAGUACUCGGUGCUGUUCAAGGAUAUAAACAGUCGAGGGAACGCCUCAGAAGUUGUGGUGCCCAAUCCAGGGUUGAGUGUUUUGUUCGAGGGUCUGAGUGCCGACACUGUGUAUGAUGUCAGGUUGUGCGCGUUCACAGCUGUUGGCCCUGGGCCGUACAGCCCCAGCGUUCAGUUUAGGACGCAGCGGCUAGACCAAGUUUUUGCCACCAACUUCAAAGUGAAGGCUGCCAUGAAGAACUCUGUUCUGCUGUCCUGGGAGAUCCGAGACAAGAACCCUUCCCAGCCAUUUACUAUCCUGUAUGGAAAGGGCGAGUCUGUGGAAGUGGAUGGGAAGCUGACCCAGAAGCUGAUCACUGGCUUGGAACCAGACACGCAAUACUCCUUUUUACUCACUAACCGGGCCAACAGUGCGGGGGGGCUGCAGCACCGCGUCACCGUCACCACCGCCCCAGACAUCCUGAAAACCAAACCUAUGGUGGUGGGAAAGACCAACGCUGACGGCAUGGUGACAGUGCAGCUGCCCACUGUGCAGACCACCUCCAAAGUCAGGGGUUACUAUGUGGUGGUGGUGCCGCUGAAGAAGCAGAGAGCAGGGAAGUUCCUGAAUCCCUGGGAGGAGCCCGACCAGAUGAACCUGGAUGAGCUCCUGAAAGAGAUCAACAGGACCAGUGUCAGUCGAGCCCUCCGCAUCCGCAGACAGGCUGGCCAAUCAGAACCUAGAGCUUAUGUCAGUGCUCAUUUUAAGACCCUCCCCCUGGAGUUCACACUAGGAGAUGGCCAAAACUACGGUGACUUCCGGAACCGGCCACUGCAGAACGGACAGGAAUAUGUUUUCUUUGUGCUUGCGCUGCUUGACCUCUCUGAGAACACUAUGUACUCCACCAGCCCCUAUUCGGAUCCUGUGACCUCAUCGGAUGUGGACCCUCAGCCAAUCGUUGACGAGGAAGAGGGUCUACUAUGGGUGGUUGGGCCUGUGUUGGCUGUCAUCUUCAUCGUCUGCAUCGUCAUCGCCAUUCUCCUCUUCAAGAGCAAACCUGACAGGAAAAGGGCCGAGGCUGAAGGCAGGAAAGCCAGUUUCCCCUGCAGCAAAGCCAUGUCGUCCCACAAUCCCACUGAUCCUGUAGAGCUACGCAGAAUCAACUUCCAGACUCCAGGCAUGGCAAGUCACCCGCCUGUCCCCAUCUCUGAGCUGGCAGAUCACACUGAGCGCCUCAAGGCAAACGACAAUCUCAAGUUCUCCCAAGAGUACGAGUCCAUCGACCCCGGUCAGCAGUUCACAUGGGAGAACUCCAACUUGGAGGUCAACAAACCAAAGAACCGCUAUGCUAACGUCAUUGCCUAUGAUCACUCCAGAGUCAUACUCUCCAGCAUUGAGGGUGUCCCCGGCAGUGACUACAUCAAUGCUAACUAUAUUGAUGGCUACCGCCGACAGAAUGCCUAUAUUGCCACCCAGGGGUCCCUACCUGAGACUUUUGGGGAUUUCUGGAGGUUGGUCUGGGAGCAGCACACAGCGAACAUUAUAAUGAUGACCAAGCUGGAAGAGAAAUCACGGGUGAAGUGUGAUCAGUACUGGCCAACGCGGGGCACAGAGACCUACGGCCUCAUCCAGGUCACUCUGCUGGACACAGUGGAGCUGGCCACCUACUCUGUCAGGACCUUCGCUCUCUACAAGAGCGGCUUCAAUGAGAAACGUGAGGUUCGUCACUUCCAGUUUACCGCCUGGCCAGACCACGGGGUACCUGAACAUCCCACCCCCUUCCUGGCCUUCCUACGCAGGGUCAAGGCCUGCAACCCACCAGAUGCGGGUCCCAUGGUCGUCCACUGCAGUGCUGGAGUGGGUCGCACAGGUUGCUUCAUAGUAAUCGACGGCAUGGCCGAGAGGAUCAAGCAUGAGAAGACCCUCGACAUCUACGGCCAUGUCACGCUGAUGCGCUCCCAGAGGAACUACAUGGUCCAGACGGAGGAUCAGUACAUCUUCAUUCAUGACGCAUUGCUGGAGGCCGUGACCUGCGGGAACACGGAGGUCCCGGCCAGGAACCUGUACUCCUACAUCCAGAGGCUGACGCAGAUCGAACCAGGAGAGAAUGUCACCGGCAUGGAGGUGGAGUUCAAGCGUCUGGCCAGUGCCAAGGCCCACACAUCUCGGUUUGUGAGUGCCAACCUGCCAUGCAACAAGUUCAAGAACCGGCUGGUGAACAUCAUGCCCUACGAGACCACACGUGUGUGUCUGCAGCCAAUCAGAGGAGUGGAGGGAUCUGACUACAUCAACGCCAGCUUCAUCGACGGAUACAGGCAGCAGAAGGCCUACAUAGCAACCCAAGGCCCGCUGGCUGAGACCACAGAGGACUACUGGAGGAUGCUGUGGGAACACAACUCCACCAUCGUUGUCAUGCUAACCAAACUGAGAGAAAUGGGACGGGAGAAAUGUCACCAGUACUGGCCCGCAGAGCGCUCCGCCAGGUACCAGUACUUUGUGGUGGAUCCCAUGGCUGAGUACAACAUGCCCCAGUACAUCCUCCGAGAGUUCAAAGUCACUGACGCCAGGGACGGCCAAUCGCGGACAGUUCGUCAGUUCCAGUUUACUGAUUGGCCAGAGCAAGGAGUGCCAAAGUCAGGGGAGGGAUUCAUUGAUUUCAUUGGCCAGGUGCACAAAACUAAAGAACAGUUUGGUCAGGAUGGGCCAAUUACUGUGCACUGCAGUGCUGGAGUAGGGAGGACCGGUGUUUUCAUCACCCUCAGCAUCGUGCUGGAGAGGAUGAGGUACGAGGGGGUGGUGGACAUUUUCCAGACCGUCAAGAUGCUGCGCACCCAGAGACCAGCCACCGUUCAGACAGAGGACCAGUACCAGUUCUGCUACCGGGCCAGUCUGGAGUACCUGGGAAGCUUUGAUCACUAUGCAACAUAAACCCGAGUGGUCAUCUCUCACAUGCCACAUCCCACCCAGUGCACUUUUCUUAGGUCACAUGCGGCCUGAUUUAAUGCACUAGGCUGCGAUGUGUCUAUGAAGAUUUUUGCCACCACAUGCAGAGUGAAGGGGGACCAUCGGCUUAUCCCGUACCCAGAAACAGCACCUCUUACUGAGCCAUAGCAACCUGCUUGACAAGGGUGUUUCCUUGCACCCUCAGCCCAAACACACCCAUUGGUCAGUCCGAAGAAGCAACUUCAACCACUGUUCCAAUCAGAAUACUUGAUCAAAUAUUUUUUUCUAUUUGUUUCAGUGCUUUUGUGAGCACCCAGAUUGCUUUACAUUGUUUGGGUGUGGAACUCUCACCUCGUCCACCACCAGUGUAGCAUCACCAACCUAAAUAUAGGAACCGGCUACAGUAUUUAGCUGUCACAGGAAAUUUAGAUUUUUCUAUUUUGAGGACUGUCUAGAGGGAGUCUACAAAUCCAUGUUAUGGAAGCCUUGUGGACUGAAUGAACUGGGACUUUUGAGCACCAGAGAAUUGUCAACAGGAGACUGAAAACACAGAGCACACAGAAUUAAAAAGACAAAGAACACACAUCCCAAAAAGAGGCACCAAGAAGUGUUUUUUUCUGUUUUGUUUUGGAAACAGACUCUUGUUUCUUUUGAAGGAAAAAGAAGAUAUUUCUACCAUACAGUAAUAAAAACCACCAGUUCAACCUUAUGCUUCACGGUUAAAGAUAAGGGAAACUUGAAAGCGGUUUCAAAUGCAUACCACAAAGUAAAAAGUUGAUUUAGUUUUUUAGAAAAAUAUAUAGAUAUGUGACUAUGUUGGGUUGUUUUUUUACUUUAUGGCACGUUUUUGUUUUGUUUUUACAGAUUUCUGAAUUUGUCCCCACUGACCAUACGAAAAGCAAAGUUGUAUUUCUUUAUCUGUGUAAUCCAAUGAGCUGUAGCUUUUUUUAAGUAAUACAGUACUGUUUUAAAGUGUACAAUCAAAACUAGUGUGGAAAAUGUUCACAAUUCUAUGGAAACACCACCAUUGAGUGUCACUCCUGUAUUCUCUAUCCACUCUGUUUCUGACCACACACGCGUUUCGCAUGCACACGGGACUCUCAACCUCAUUUCUAUCUGGCCUGUGGUGUCAGAGAAGAAUUCCCAGGGGCCGACAGAGGUGCAACAUGCUGAUGCCAGGACGUCCCGAGAAUAAACUCGCCAAGUUGUUCUGUGUGCACGUUCAGAGGAAGCCAGAUAGAACUACAGAGAGUAUGCACAGAAAGAAUAGUAUUAAAAAAUAUUUAUGUGUCCAAAUAAGCUUCACAAAGAUUUCUCAAGCAGGGAGCACGAAAGGGAUGUAGAAUAAUGGGGGCGGGGUCUAGGGGGGGGGGGGCUCAGGGAAGGAACAAUUUUCUCACUGGAAUGCUCACUUAUGAUUUUUCUCUCUGUCUGAUUCAGUGUGCAAUAAGUAGAUGUAAUAUAUUUUUGUGUCAAGUCACUAACUGCAGUUAUAUGCCAUUAUGAUGACGAUGAUAUUGAUGAUGAUGGUGCAUCAUUUUCGAGACACAAAGAUGUUACGCUUGAUAUUAUUCUCGCCACCGUUUAAAUGUGUCCAAACAGAGGGUCCACCACUGACCUCUUAGGAAGUAGAUCUUUUAUUAUGUCACAACUCCAGUAGAUGAUGUCAUCCUUCUGUGUGUCACGGCAACCAACGAAUGAUCGAACUCAUACUUCAAACAGCAUCUAAUAAGUAUUUUGAUUUUAGAUUUAUAGUGCCUUAUAUUACACGCCUAUUUUGAUAAAGUUACUUUAAAGGGUUUGUUUGUGUACUUUAUGUAUGUAUGCUCGUGCGUAUGUGACCUGAAUGUCGGUGUAUAUUAUUUUGUUAUGUUACGGUGUGUCAAAGUGUGAUCUGUUGUUGGCUGUGAAAUGUUGUAUGGAAGGCUCUGUGUGGGCUGGAUAGUUGUACUCAUCAAUUUCAACCCAGCAACAAUAAUAUCAUAUCUCUUCAAAUCUUAAAGAAUAUCUUACAUGAGACUUAACUAAAGACACUAAAAAUGUGGUUUCAAAAUAGGUUAUGAGCAGGAUGAUCAUUUUGGACAGAAGAAAAGUUUGUAUUUCAACAGCUUUCCGUCUUUUCUUUCCUGGGACACUUGCAGAAACGUUGUGUGUGUUUUCCUUUCAUCCGACUUCAGUUUGGCUGCUAUGAAAUGUUGGCCAUACUGGCGACUUUGGCACCGACUGUGAGCUGGCUGAGAGAAGUCAUACUUCCUCAGCUAUUUAGAAAUCUAUAACAAGCUGAAAGGCAGUGGCAAUCUUUGUCAGUUUGGAGAAAAGGUUCAAUAACAAAGAUUUCACCCUAUCCCACCCGAAGCCCUAAACUUACAAUAAGUCAAACUGCGCAGCUUUUUUCCUCAUUCUGAUGUCUACAGUUAUUUGUUUCCUUUAAUGACAAAGGCUGAAAGAAGAUCAGGUGCUACAUCUCCAACAACACAAAACCCACAUCAUCUUCUUUUUUUGUAUGCUCUUUAACGCUUCACCAUAUAGGCUAAGAGAUCGUUGACAGUUGUUCACCCUCUUAAAGUAACCCUGUUGUCGUUUUGUAUGCAUGGUACCACUUUUGAGAUGCCCCUUUGGUCACACCUGUUAUGGGAAGACUUGCACUUUCUCUCUUUGUACUAUGCACUAAUACUAGUAUCCUAUUAUCUCUGAAAGCCCCUCCCCCUCCCAAAGGAGUUUUACUUGAACUCAGUAAAGAUGGACCCUGUAAUGCUCACAUGGUUGUGUAUAUGUAAAUAACACAAAUCACAGAGAGAAAUUGAAUAUUGCAUAAAUUAAUUAAUAAAUAGAUAAUGAAUAAGGUGAAGAGUGAAUAAGAAUGUAUCAGAUAGUGAUAUAUUAAAAGGAUGCACCUGAAAUCACAGUUUAUGGCACAGCAGUAUGUGUGAUACAUCACAUUGUGGAUUUGUUGUAACACAAAAGAGAAGUUUCACAAAGAAGUGUUCUAUUUUAUCCCCUCCCCCAAAUGUAUCAUGUAGAUGGAUAAAACUGGAGUUUAUAAAUUGUAUAAAAACGAAAAUAUGGUGUGUUACUUGGACCAAUUACCUCUAAUUGGUCUGUAAAUGUAAAGUUAUUUUUUUGUUUUGUUUUCUGCUCCGAGUCAACAAGUGCUUUUUAUUUUCUUACAUUGGUUCUCGGAGCGCGUGAAAACCGAAAAACAGUUCUGUUUGGAUUUCUGUUCUCUGUCGACACAAGUUUCAUUUGUUACAAAUAAACUCAAGUGAAAUAAC